AUGAGUAUUCUAUCACCGAAGAAGAAAAAUGUUUAUCUUGAUAAAAUAAAUGAAAAUUUAAUAUCAUUUUUUCGAUUUAUUGAAAAAUUUAAUCAAAUUUUUAAUGAAUUAAGUCAAUUAAGUAAUGGAGCAACAGUUCAUAUUAAUGAUAUUGAACGAAUUCUUGGAAAUAAUGAUGAUGAUGAUAAUAAUAAUAAUAAUAAUGAAGAUGAACAUGAAAAUGAUGAACAACAAUUAAUAUCUUAUCAUGAAAGAGAAUCAAUGGCUGGUGAAAAAUUAUGUCAAUUAAAUGAGAAUUUAAAUAUUUCAAUGCAUGACAUUCGACAAUCCUGGAAUACACUUGAAAAACAAGGUGCAGCAAUAUUAAAAUUAGUCCAUCAAUUACCUAAACUUAUUCGUCUAUUUCUGGAUACAACUAAAAAUGAUGCUGAUUUUAGUGAUUCAUAUUUUCGAUCUGAAAUUACUAAUCUUAGUGAUCAAUUUUCAAUUAUUGGACAAUUCUAUUACGAAUUAUGUCUUGAAAUUCAAAUCAAUUUUCUUGAUUUAUCAAAUAUGAAAAAAAUAAAACAUUUAGCAAGUAUUUUAGAUUUACUUUCAUCUCGAUCAAGUUCGAUUUCAGUUAAACAUUUACGUACACUUGCUAUUACAAGUGUUACAUUAACGUCGUCCUAUUUCUUCUAUAAUCAUGAUCAUCGACAAAUACCAAAUCGUUUAUUUUCUUUAUUAAAAGUCGAAGCUGCUGAUUAUGAACGAAGAAAUGCAAAAGUAGCGUCUAAUCGAAAGCAUUUUAUCGAUCAAAAAUAUAAAAAAAUUGAUGACGACGAUGAUGACGAUGAUGAUGAUGACGAUGAUAAAGAUGAAUCAAAGAAAACUCAUGAGACUGUAACAAAUAUCCGUGAAAAACGUUUUCGGGAUUUCGCUUCUGUGGAAUAUAACGGAGAAAUAUAUAUGACACCAGUGGAUUUUCUUGAGUCAGUUAUUGAAGAACGACCAAGACCUCGUGUUGGUCGUCGACGUUUCACUGAUAGUUUAGUGCAAUCUAUUUUAUAUAGUACACCACCAAAACAUCGAGGAUCAAAAAGAUUUUUUCGCAAUCUUGAAGAUGCUGGUCUUAUUUCAUUUUCGGAAUAUUUAUUUUUAUGGGUGAUUUUAACAAAACCUCAUACACAAUUUGAAAUUGCAUUUGCUAUGUUUGAUACGGAUGGUAAUCAAUUGGUUGAUAAACAUGAAUUUCUUGUUCUUGGAAAAGUCAUGAGUGAUAAACGUAUGAUGAAUCGACCAACAGCAAAACCAAUGUUAAGUGAACAUUUGACUUCUCCAAAUGAAAGUGAAGGCAUGUAUACAACGUUACUUAUACAUUUUUUUGGAAAAAAUGGUCGAGAUACAUUAAAUUAUACAGAAUUUAAACGAUUUAUGGAAAAUCUUCAAACGGAAGUACUUGAACUUGAAUUUACAGAAUUUUCACAUGGUUUUAAAACAAUAUCUGAUUUGGAUUUUACUGAAAUACUUUUACGCUAUACAGAUUUUGAUCGUGAUACAAAAAAGUCUAUUUUAAAGAAAGUUCGAAGGUCAUCAGAUCGAUCAGAUGGUAUUACAUUUGAACAAUUUCAACAUUUCUUUGCAUUUCUUAAUAAUCUUGAAGAAUUCAGUAUUGCUAUGCGUUUUCAUCAAUUAUCAAAUAAACCAAUUUCACAAGCGGAAUUUCAACGAGCUGUAAAAAUUUCAACUGGUUUUGAACUUGAAUCAAAUAUAAUUGCUCUUAUAUUUCGAAUUUUUGAUGCAGAUGGUGAUCAGCAUUUAAGUUACGAUGAAUUUAUGUCUGUUAUGAAAAAUCGACUUUCUCGUGGUUUUCAGACAUCUAAUCCUUCUGAUGUAUCAAGUUCAAAGUUUGAUCAAUUUAAACACUGUUUUCGUGAGCGAGCUAAAUGUACACAUCUCUUGAAGAUGGAUAAUGAAUUAAAUGUAUUUCGCGAACCGUUGAGUGACAGAACUUCUAUUGAACAACAACAACAACAAGAGACAAACAUUAUUGUUGAUAAUUAUUUAUCAUCAUCAUCAACUUCAUUAUCAGAUAUAAAUGAUGAACAUAAACAAAAAUCAAUUGAAACACAAGUAACAAUUAUUAAAAAGAAACGUACAAAAUGGCAUGUAUACGAUACAGUAGCCAAAUUUUUAUUGAAAAAUCGUUUUUAUUUAACUGCACUUGAAUUUUAUACUGAAUUAUUAGAAAAUGGUUAUGAUUUACCACGUUUACGUGAAUAUUUUUCUAAUCCAGCUAAUUUUGAAGGUUCAUCAAUAACAUCAAUAAAUAAACAAUCAACAUUUAUUCGUAGUCUUAGUCAUUAUGCUGAUGAUUCUGUAUCACUUGGAGGUGGUGCUGGUGGUGCUGGAAAUGGUGAUUUUCUACCUCGAACAUCAAGUAGUCAAACAUUUGAUUCAACAUCUAUUGAUAAUAUAACACGUUAUUCGGAAGAUAUUGAUUGGAAUAAUGGAUAUGGUAAUGGUGGAGCAAUGACAAGCGGUAGUGGAAUUGGUGAACUACGUGUUAAUGAUGAACGUGUUGCUGUUUUAGAAUUCGAAUUAAGAAAAGCACGAGAUACUAUACAAGAAUUAAGACAAACAUUAACUUAUGAUUCAGCCGAUGAACAACAACACCAACAACAAAAUAAAAAACUAGAAGAUAGAAAUGGAAAAUAUCAAGUUUAUCCAUUCUCUUCGAAUUCAACACAACCAUUAAUUCCAUCAGGAUUAACUGCUCGUCCAUUUGAACGUCGUGCAUUAAAUUAUUUAGUUAAUGAAUAUCUUCUAACAAAUAAUUAUAAAUUAACUAGUGUAACAUUUGGAGAAGAAAAUGAUACAUCAGAUUUAGAAGAUUGGGAUAAUGUUGGUUUAAAUUGUUCACGACCACCUGAUUUAACUCAAUUAUAUCGUUGGUAUUGUCAUCAAUUAUGUAUUGAAGAUGAAAAACCGAAAAAAGAAGAUUUUACAAUGUUAGUUAAUUUUGAUGAAAAUUUUCAUGAUGAAUAUGAAAAUUUAAAAAUAUCAGUAAAACAAAUGCAACUUGAUCUAAUUGAAUAUAAUAAACGAAUAAAUCAUAUAGAAGAAGAAAAAUUAAAUCUUAAUGAAGAAAUUCUUUCAUUACAACAUGAAAAGAAAAAUCUUUUAAUACAAUUACAACUUUUACAAAAUCGUUUAACAUCUGAUGAAACAUCAAAUACAAUGAAAAUGGAAGAUACAAUACAAUUAAAUUCAUCUAGACAUUUACCACAAGUUUAUCGACGUGCAUUUGAACGUCAUUUAUUAUCUUAUCAUAUUAAUGAUGACAAACAAGAUGAAGAAAUUGAACUAAAUCAUGAUUCUGAACAAAAAAUAUUAGAAGAUGUUAUUCAUGAAUUAAAUACACUUUCACUUGAUCAGAAAGAUUUUUUAGAUUUAAUUGUACGAACUAUAAUAAAAAUAAAUUUAAAUUUAAAUGGAUCGAAAAAAUUAGAUCUUGUCCCAUUAAUAACUUACACAUCCAUAUUACAUCCGACAAAUGAUGAACGUGAUCGUUUAUUAAAAACAUUAUUUAAUCUAUAUAAAAAUCCUUCGUACCAACAACGACAAGUUUUAUUACAUGCUUGUCUUUGUUUUGCUAAACAAAGUGGUCCAUUACGUGUACAUGCUGAAUUAUUACCACAAUGUUGGGAAAAUCUAAAUAAUAAAAUUGAUGAAAGACGUUGUCUUGUUGCUGAAGCAUGUGGAAUAUUAACACCACAUUUGCCAAAAGAUAUUCGUGUUAGUUUGAUAUUUUCAAUGUUACAACAAAUGCUUAGUGAAGAUAAAUGCGACCAAGUACGAUGUGUUUGUAGUAAAAGUUUAUCUAUGGUUAUUAAUGAAAUAGAUGAUGAAACUCGACUAUCUCAAUGUAUUGAAUUACUUGAUCGAUGUUUAUUGGAUACAACUGAUGUUGUACAAUCAGCUAAAAAAUAUUUAUUACCGUCCAUUGCUAUGUGGUGUCUUGAAUUAAAUAAGAUUUGUUCUGUUUUAAUUGAACAUUAUUUAAUUAAAAUUGAAUCUCUUGUUCAAAAUAUUCAAAAUUCAUCAUCAAUUGAUAAUCAACGUUUUAUUCAAUUCAUUCAUAUAUUGACUGAUUUAGUAGUAUUUAUUUUUGCAUCUGCUUUGAAAAGUAUGACAUUAGAUAAUGAUCUAUCUCAAGCAAUAUCAUCAACUCGAACAUUACCAGAUACAAUAUCAUCAGAAUUUUAUCAAUUAAAUAUGAUUUUAUCACCAAAUAGUGAAAAAUUACUUAAUCAUUAUGAUCAAUGUGCCAUUAAUGGAGAAUUUCCAUUUACAGAUCAGAUUCAAUUAUAUUUAGAUGCUUUUUUAAAACGUUCAUUUGAUACAAUGGCAGUUAUUGAUAUAAUGAAUGGUAAAUUAAUUCAUGCAUGUAGUGAAUUUAUUAAAAUGAUUAGUCGAUAUUUUGGAAGAAAUUUUUGGAAAUUAAAAAUCAAACCACUUUAUGUUACAAUAAAUUCGCCUACAUCACACGAUGAAAUUCGACCAACAACGUUUGUUCUUUAUGCGACUGGUGUAUUAUGUUCUUGGACAACAGAACAAGAACGAGCCGAAUUAACGCAAUAUAUAUAUGACGCACUUCUUCUUGUUGCUAAUCAAAAAUUAUCGAUACAUACUUUACAAGCAAUGUAUGCAGAAAUUGGAUCUGAUACACAUUUUCAAGAUAUAUUAUUAAGUAUUCUGCGAGAUUCUCUAACAAAUACAAACCCACAAGUUCGUUUAUAUACUCUACAAUUAUUUAAUAUUACAUUAACAUUUGUUGAUCAUUCGACGAUAUCCCAUAAGAUUCUGCCAGCUUUGAUUACACUUGCAUCUGAUGAUGAUAUAACUGUUCGAACAGCAACUAUAUCAGUAUUCGGAUCAAUUAUUAUUCAAUGUUCAGAGCCUGAAAUUCUCGAACGAGUUUAUGCUCAAUUUCAAAUAUUUGAUAAUGAUACAACAUUUCGUGAUGAACAUCGUGUUCAAAGUGAAUUUAUAAAAACUUUUACUCAAAUUGCACCUUAUGCUGAAAGUAAAUUUCGUGAAGAUUUUAUUCUUCCUUUUUUGGCGUUAAUUGCUUCACAAAAUUCUCAACAACAAUCAGAACGUGGUCAAGCAAAACGUCUUGAAAUAGCUACCUAUUUAUUUGAAGCAUAUAGUGCAUUAUCCUGUUGUCUUCAUUCGGGUCAAUCAAUAUUAAAUAGUUUCUUACCAGGUCUUUAUUGCUUACGUGUAGAUUUUGCACAAUUAAGACCUGAUAGUGUUGCUGUAUUAGAUUCCAUUAUUAAAGAUCUUGAACAUAAACUUGAGCAAUAUCGACAAGAUAGUUCAUUAUUAAUCGGUGGUACAAAUCUCAAUCAAGAAAAUAUUCGAGGACGAAUGCUCAAAGGUUUAACGAAUUUUCGAGAUUCAACUGAAAAGUUAACUUAUAGAUUUAUGAAAAAAAAAUAA
Molecule: messenger RNA, 5487 nt
Organism: Rotaria sp. Silwood1
Lineage: Eukaryota; Metazoa; Rotifera; Eurotatoria; Philodinida; Philodinidae
Source: the annotation of a GenBank genome assembly